AUGGCGACUUCUGAAGAGGACAAAAAGAAUGAGUGUGGGCCGGCUGUCAGCUACGUCAGACUGCUCUUCAAACUGCGGCCAGGGCUGUGGCUAGUGGGAAAACGCAACAGGAGAACUGUGAAACUCAUGCCCACACCCUGGAGGAGGCCAGUUCCUGGGAGCCCCCGCCUCCACCAUGACUCUGACCCCGUGCAGAAUUCACAGUUUAUGGCGUGUCCCUGUGGACAAGACCUUCCAGCUCUGCUGUCUCCAGCUCCCCAGAGUUGUCUGAUGGGAACUAGAGUAAACCUUCACCCGUCCCUCAGUGGGACUACCCCUUCUGAGGAUUCUGAACAUCACACCGGACAAAGCAAGCCAGGAGCUCGGUCUGUCCGUGGCCGUUGGGCAUCGAGGUGCCCAGGCAGCUGCGCACUUCACCUCACUCAAGGGCCCAGUCUCAUCUGGUGCCGUGGGAACCUGACAGCCUUUGGGCGGCCAACAAGCCUCUCUUUGCAAGGUCAAGAGAUGGCUCCUUCAGGCUCUCCAGGGACUGAUGACACGCUCAGACACAUCUCUGGCCGCCAAGACCUCCCUCUGGCUGUCACGGGCCAGGACACAUGCACAACAAACCUGACGUUGAUAUCCUCCGGAGCCCGAGCCGGUGACCAAGGCUGAGAGCGAGGAAGGUGCCCCUCAGGGGCCGGGAGACGCACAGGGAGCUAAAAAUACAGUUUGCACGCAGGCCUCUCCUUCCCUGAAGGCCCUCAGGGGCUUGUUGGAAAGGUUGGCAGGCACACAGGAUCUGCUUGUCCCAGUCAACAGGUGUGGCCUGGGGCACCAGCCCCCUUCCCUCUCCCCCUCUAUAGCUCCCCCACUCCCUGCUGACCCUUCACCCGGAUGAGCCAGGCCCUCUCCACAGGGCUUGCUCACUCCUCUGCUUCCUUGAGGGCAAUCCCCCCUUUGCCUUCCAGGCUCCAGUGCAGGUUUAGUCCCCUUACGUCUCUGCUUUGGGGUGCAGACGGUCUAGACCAGUAGAACCCCAUAAUUACUCUGUGAGUGCUCUGGGGCCAAGAUUAGAGACUUACGGGUGCA
Molecule: messenger RNA, 1071 nt
Organism: Psammomys obesus (fat sand rat)
Lineage: Eukaryota; Metazoa; Chordata; Mammalia; Rodentia; Muridae
Exons: 6
Coding region: 1-654 (217 amino acids)
Source: RefSeq, a predicted model, not a curated record